This is a messenger RNA of Telopea speciosissima, 1647 nucleotides long. Its product is annotated as sodium transporter HKT1. The transcript is spliced from 3 exons. Gene Ontology annotation, molecular function: monoatomic cation transmembrane transporter activity. Gene Ontology annotation, cellular component: plasma membrane. The record is from RefSeq and is a predicted model, not a curated record. NCBI's taxonomy places the organism in Eukaryota, Viridiplantae, Streptophyta, Magnoliopsida, Proteales, Proteaceae. The coding region runs from base 6 to 1505 and encodes 499 amino acids. Gene Ontology annotation, biological process: monoatomic cation transport; transmembrane transport.
UAAAAAUGAGCAAGUUCUCUUGUUUCAGGAAGAUAUUGCAGUAUCUUUGCAUCUUUGUAAACCCUUUUAGGAUUCAAACUUGUUAUUUUAUCUGUGUGUCAGCACUGGGUUUUCUAGUUUUGAAGGCUUUGAAGCCUAGAAGUACUGAGUCAUUUAGGCCAAAUGACUUAGAUAUGUUCUUUAUGUCUGUGUCAGCCUCUACAGUAUCAAGCAUGUCUACUGUUGAAAUGGAGGUUUUCUCCAAUACUCAACUUAUUGUCUUAACCAUUUUAAUGGGAUUAGGUGGGGAAGUUUUUGUUUCAAUGCUUGGACUUCCUUGGUUUUAUUCCAACUUCAAGAAACAAGAAACCCAAAAAAAAUCAGACUCAGUAGGUACCCAUCACCAAAGUUCUUUCAAAAUUGAGUUGGGAUUGGUUGAUGACACUUUAGUUAGUGAGGACUUGAGAUAUAGCUCAAUCAGGUAUUUGGGUUGUGUUGUAUGGGCUUAUUUCUUGGUUAUUCAUAUUGUUGGGUCUGUAUUGAUUUCAAUGUAUCUGAGCUAUGUUCCUAGUGCAAGAAAUGUCCUUGAGAACAAGGGUCUUCAUAUAGUGACAUUCUCUGUUUUCACAACAGUCUCUACCUUCACAAAUUGUGGAUUCAUUCCCACAAAUGAGAAUAUGGUGGUCUUCAGUAAACAUUCAGGACUGCUUCUUCUUCUCAUACCUCAAGUUCUUCUUGGAAACACAUUGUACCCGCCGUGUUUGCGAUUUCUAAUUUGGGUCUUGGGGAGAUUUACAAACAGAGUAGAAUUAAAUUACUUGUUGAUGAUGAACUCCAAUGAUAUUGGAUAUAAUCACUUGCUCCCCUUUAUGCACUCUUGCCUUCUGGUUGUCACUGUUUUUGGGUUUAUAGUGGUUCAGUUCAUUCUGUUUUGUUGUAUGGAGUGGAAUUCAGAAGCCUUGAUGGGUCUGAAUUCUUACCAGAAGCUAGUUGCUGCGUUGUUCCAGUCAGUGAACUCGAGGCACACUGGUGAAUCCGUCGUCGAUCUCUCAGUCAUCUCGCCGGCGAUCCUGGUCCUAUAUGUUGUAAUGAUGUAUCUUCCUCCUUACACCACCUUUUUGCCCAUAAAAAAUGAUGAGCAGAUAAGUAAUCCUAGAAGUUGUGAAAAAGGGAAAAAAAGAAAAGAAGGGCUAGUGGAGAACCUCCUAUUUUCACAGCUCUCUUAUUUGGCCAUAUUCAUUAUCCUCAUUUGCAUCACUGAGAGGAAAAAGUUGAGAGAGGAUCCCCUCAACUUCACUGUGUUGAACAUUGUAAUAGAAGUAAUCAGCGCAUAUGGAAAUGUGGGAUUCACAACAGGAUAUAGUUGUAGAAGACAACUGAAGCCUGAUGGCUACUGCAAGGAUACAUGGUAUGGAUUCUCCGGGAGAUGGACCAACCAAGGGAAGCUUAUCCUCAUCUUAGUUAUGUUUUUUGGAAGACUUAAAAAGUUCAAUAUGGAAGGGGGUAAAGCUUGGAAACUCGUGUAAAAAGAUAGAAGUUGAGGACUUUCUUUAGUAUAAAAAUUAGGUAUAUUUUCUAAGUACUGUAAUUACAUCUCAUCUGAUCAUUAGAGUAUAUGGAUGCUUUGAACAAUUCCCUGCAUACCAACAAGAAGUAAAUUUUGGCUCA